UCAGUUUUGAGGGAAAUGAAGUGUCUUAUUUUAUUGGUCCUAUUCUACGGGGUGCUGGGAGUACCAGUGGAGGAUGAAGCAUUACAGGAAUUUGUUGCAGGAAAUCACAAAUUUACAGCAGCUGUGUAUAAGGAAAUUUUAAAAAAACAACAAGGCAACUUAAUCGUUAGUCCGCUGUCAGCUGAGGUAGUCCUAGCUCUCACCAACGAAGGUGCAAGAGGAGAGACAGCCGCAGAACUGGCGGCAGGCCUUUCUUUGCCCAAUACCAAAGAAAAGACACAACAGGCAAUCAAAUCUAUAUUACCAAAUCUCCAGAGAUCCGAGGAACGUUUGAAGCUGCUCAGUGCCAACAAAAUCUACACCGACAAAGACCUAAAACUUGAAGAUGACUUCAAGACAGUCGCGGCUACAGUUUAUGAAUCAGGUGUUGAGAGCAUCGACUUCGCUAAAAAGGACGAAGCGGCAUCUACAAUUAACAAUUGGGUAGAGGAUAACACGAAUCACAAAAUCAAAGACCUACUCCAACCGGCAGACCUUAAAGACGACACCAAAGCAGUUUUAGUAAACGCCCUUUAUUUCAGUGGCAAAUGGAUUUCUCCAUUCCGAAAAUAUUUAACCCAAAAGAAGAAGUUCUUUACAACCAAAGAUGAUUCUGUCGACGUAGACACCAUGAGCCAGAAUGAACAUUUCAAGUACUACGAAAGUCCAACUCUUAAUGCAAAAUUUUUGGAACUUCCUUACCAAGGUGCUGAUAUACAAAUGGUUAUUGUUUUGCCGAAAGAAAAGGACGGGCUAAAUAGCCUGGAGCAGAAUAUCGAACAAUUGUUAGCUCCUCAACCACUUACCCGUGAAAGAGUCAACGUGCAGCUGCCCAGAUUUACUAUAGAAACUAAAAUAAAGUUCGUUCCAAUUUUACAGAACUUGGGAGUAAGAAAAUUAUUUGAAGAUGCCGAUUUAACUGGACUCUCCUCGAAUUUCAAGAAUCUUUUCGUCAGUGACGUGAUCCAAAAGGCUUUCAUCAAUGUCACCGAAUCCGGCACAGAGGCUGCCGCUGCAACAGCAGUGUUAAUCAACAGAAAAUCUGCUAUACCAAUGUAUCGUUAUGAUUCAGUCUACUUUUAUGCUGACCAUCCUUUCCUGUAUUUGAUUAAAUCAAAAGGAUUAAUUCUUUUCGCUGGACGCUUCACAAAUCCAUGCAAAAAAAGUAACACCGCUAUUACAUCUGUGACCAUUCAACAGUCAGUUCAAGAUAUCUUCAGAAGGAAAAUGAAGUGUGUUCUUUUGUUGACCUUAUUGUACGGGGUACUGGGAGUACCAGUAGAGGAUGAAGCAUUACAGGAAUUUGUUGCUGGGAAUCACAAGUUUACAGCUGCUGUCUACAAGGAACUUUCUAAAAAACAACAAGGUAACUUUAUCGUCAGUCCGCUGUCAGCUGAGGUAGUCCUAGCUCUCACCAAUGAAGCCGCAAGGGGAGAAACAGCCACAGAACUGACGACAGGCCUCUCUUUGCCCAGUACCAAAGAAAAGACACAGAAAGCGAUCAAAUCACUGCUACCAAAAUUGAAAAGAUCCGAGGAACAUUUAAAACUGCUCAGUGCCAACAAAAUCUAUACCGACAAAAGCCUAAAACUUGAGGACGACUUCAAGACAAUCGCGUCAACAAUUUACGACUCAGGUGUUGAGAGCGUUAAUUUUGCCAACAAGGAAAAAUCGUCUGCUACAGUAAAUGAUUGGGUGGAAGACAAAACCAAUCAUAAAAUUAAAAACCUAAUCAAACCCAAUGAUAUUCAAGACAAUACAAAGGCUAUUUUAGUCAACGCUCUUUAUUUCAGUGGUAAAUGGACUUCUCCAUUCAACAACUACACCACAAAUAAGAAAAAAUUCUUUAAAACCAAAGACGAUUCCGUUGACGUCGAAACCAUGAGUCAAACCGAAUAUUUCAACUACUACGAAAAUCCAACCCUAAACGCCAAAUUUUUGGAACUCCCUUACGAAGGCGCUGAUAUACAAAUGGUUAUCGUCUUACCGAACGAAAAGGAAGGAUUAAAAAGCGUGGAGCAAAACAUAGAACAACUGUUGGCUCCUCAGCCAUUCAAACAGGAAAGAGUUGAUGUGCAGUUACCCAGAUUUACUAUAGAAACUGAAAUAAUGUUCGUUCCUAUUCUGAAGAGCUUGGGAAUAAACAGAUUGUUUGACAACGCCGACUUAACAGGAAUGUCCUCAAAUUUUAAAGAUCUUUACGUCAGUGAUGUCAUCCAAAAGGCUUUCAUCAAUGUCACCGAAUCCGGUACAGAAGCUGCCGCUGUAACAGCAGUUUUAGUCAACAAAAUUGAUUCUGUUGGGCCUAUUUAUGAGGAUAAACCGGUUCUGUUCCACGCCGACCAUCCAUACCUGUAUCUUAUUAAAUCAAACGGAGUAAUUCUUUUCGCUGGUCGUUUCACACGUCCAUAACAACAUAACAUAUACAUAUUUAUAAUAACUAAAUAUUU
Anoplophora glabripennis (Asian longhorned beetle) is the source of this 2489-nucleotide messenger RNA. RefSeq lists its product as uncharacterized. NCBI's taxonomy places the organism in Eukaryota, Metazoa, Arthropoda, Insecta, Coleoptera, Cerambycidae. The record is from RefSeq and is a predicted model, not a curated record. Gene Ontology annotation, molecular function: serine-type endopeptidase inhibitor activity. The coding region runs from base 16 to 2451 and encodes 811 amino acids. The transcript is spliced from 13 exons.